GAAUCCUUCAUGGUGCUAGUGGACGGACCCCGGCAGAAACACACGGAAAAGGAACGCUCUUGAUGCGGAAAAGAAAAUUCUAAUUUCGUUUGCGUUCGAUCCGUUCUGUCGUCCUCCGGCACUCAUAGAAGUCCGGUCCGUGAAGACCAUGUCAGGUUCCGAAUUCCAUCCGGGCCAGUUUGACGAUGCAACGGAAGACGACGUAGCUGACCAGGGACAGCUGAAUAUGGAUAAGCUCAAUCUCAGUCAAGAAGAGUACACAGAUGACGAUGAUGACUAUUAUUCUGAUGAUUUCGAAGAGCGCGAUGAUGUUCGGAAACAGUGUUUCGCUCAAUGCAAUCGUCAGGUGCAUUUCCAAGAUCAACAAAAGGUGAUGGCUGGUAAAUUCCUGUCGAAAGUGAAUCUGGACUCUAUGUGGGUGCCAAAACAAGCAAUGAAUCAUGUGAGCGAGCAACAGAGGAAAUCUGAAAACGACCGGAUACGAAUAAAAGACAAGAUGGAGAGAGCUACAGUCGAACAGGUCUUGGACAAGAGAACCCGCAUGAUCCUCUUCAAACUGCUCAGCAGAGGGGUCCUUGGGGAAAUCAAUGGAUGUAUCUCGACUGGCAAGGAAGCCAACGUCUAUCACGCCUCGACCGGCGAGGAUCACAUGGCCAUAAAAGUUUACAAAACGUCCAUCCUCAUCUUCAAAGACCGCGAUCGCUACGUGAGCGGCGAAUUUCGCUUCCGCGGGGGGUAUUGCUCGGGGAACCCUCGAAAAAUGGUUCGAUUGUGGGCCGAAAAGGAAAUGCGGAAUCUGACGAGGAUUGAACGAUCCGGGAUCCCUUGUCCCAAACCUCGUCUGCUGAGAUCGCAUGUCCUCGUGAUGGAUUUCGUCGGCAAGGAUGGUUGGCCGGCUCCAAAGCUGAAAGACGUCCCUCUGACAGAGUCCAAAGCCAGGGAACUGUACAGAGAUCUGAUCAUUAACAUCAGAAAAAUGUUCCACGAAUGCCGUCUGGUGCACGCCGAUCUCUCGGAAUAUAAUUUGUUGUACCAUGAGGGACAGAUUGUGUUCAUCGACGUUUCUCAGAGCGUCGAGCACGACCAUCCGAACGCAUUAGUCUUCCUGAGGAAGGAUCUGACGAACGUGACAGACUUCUUCUCCCGGUGCGGCGUCGCGACGAUGACCGUCCGGGAGCUCUUCGAUUUCGUCGUGGACCCGUUAAUUUCAGAUGGUGUCGACCAGUACCUUGAACGCAUGGCAGGGCUUGCUGGUGAACGGGGCGUGCUCGACCCAAAAGAUAUCCAGGUGGAAGAGGAAGUUUUCAAGAAUUCCUACAUUCCCCAAAGACUCGACCAAGUCAUCGACUAUGAGCGCGAGGUGGAGAAAUUCCAGCAGGGCGAAGAUCUCCUGUAUAAAACACUCACUGGCUUGAGGAAAGUCGAAGAGAACGAGAGACCGAAAGAUGAUCCACGGAGCUCGAGUGACGACGGCAGCGACGAAGACGACGACGAGGAUAACGAGUUCGUCGGGGAUGAAAAAGAUGAUGACUUCGACGUUGACGAGAAGAAGGUUCGAAAACCUCUCGGCAGACCCAAGGACGAAUCUGUGGAUGAGAAGCGGGAGCGCAAGAAAGCCGUGAAGGACGCAGCCCGGGAAAAGCGAAAAGAUAAAGUGCCUAAGCAUAUCAAGAAACGGAGAGAGAAAGUCGGCAAAUCGAAAAAAUAAAUGAUCUAAGAAUAAUAA
Messenger RNA from Galendromus occidentalis (western predatory mite), 1726 nucleotides. It is a transcript of the gene RIOK1, whose product is annotated as RIO kinase 1. Bases 149 to 1708 code for a protein of 519 amino acids. The transcript is spliced from 6 exons. Gene Ontology annotation, molecular function: ATP binding; protein serine/threonine kinase activity. The record is from RefSeq and is a predicted model, not a curated record. NCBI's taxonomy places the organism in Eukaryota, Metazoa, Arthropoda, Arachnida, Mesostigmata, Phytoseiidae.